This is a messenger RNA of Lactuca virosa, 735 nucleotides long. NCBI's taxonomy places the organism in Eukaryota, Viridiplantae, Streptophyta, Magnoliopsida, Asterales, Asteraceae. The record is from the annotation of a GenBank genome assembly.
AAACCGCGUAAAUCAAAGCCUGCAAAUCACCGAAUACCAUCUCUCUCUCUCUCUCUCUCUCUCUGUCGAUCGAAUGCACCGGUCGUCGAGCUCCACAAGAGUCUCCGGCGAUUUUUCCCAUCAUCGAUUGCCAUUGACGGAGAACUACAGACCGGGUACCGACGAGACCGGUGAGGUAUUACCCACAUACAAUCCUCGAUCUUAUAUAGCUACCAAAAAACACAAUCAAAUUAGAUCUGCUGAGGUAGCCAUCCAUCUCAUCCCUCUUCUGUUGGUAAUCUGUGCUAUGAUCCUCUGGCUCUUCUCAGACAAAGGGUUGAAGAUACAUUAACUGCAAAUUGUAACAAGUCCAUGCAGUACUAUUUCACUUCAAACUUGAACUUUAAAGCUUCUUAAUUUUGGUGAUAAACAUCAUUAUCUUUAUUAUCUUCAAGAAAGAUAUGUUUAGGUUUGUAGAAAGUUUUAUUUUGACAUACUUUCAAUGAUGUUAUUAUCUUGGAAUAUAUUGAUUUACUAUUGUAGUCACUCAUAGUUCGACAUUUAUGGCUCAUUUAGCUUUGGUUGGUUUGUUAGUCUUACCUCUCACUCAAGACUCUUAGUAUCAUUGUAUUUUCUACAAUAUGAAUAAAUAAUCGUUUUAACUAUGUAUUAAGUUAAAAAAAGCCCUGUAUAUCUUUUUUAUUAUCUUUUAUUUUUUCUACAAUGUGUUACAAAAAAACUAAACCAAAUCCCAAC